AUGCUAAUUCUAUGUCUUGCCUCAAUUCUCUGCGCACACCAUCCUGGAAGAAGACUGCCGAAAUCUAUUUUUCUUAUCGGUAGACUGACCCACGACCAAGUCUUCAUCAAGUACCUCUCGGUCAUGCCGUAG
Messenger RNA from Plenodomus lingam JN3, 132 nucleotides. The record is from RefSeq and is a predicted model, not a curated record. NCBI's taxonomy places the organism in Eukaryota, Fungi, Ascomycota, Dothideomycetes, Pleosporales, Leptosphaeriaceae.